CUUAAAAAUCGAAAAUAACUCUGUCAUCUUGGAAAGUAUUGACUUAUUCGCUUUAUAUCGAAUUGUCCAUUGAGAACUUGUGACUCCUUUGUAAAAGGUGUCUUUUAGCAAACCCUCCAAGGCGUAGAGACGCAAUGCGCCCAUUAGAUCCCAAAUAGGGGCUUCGUAGCAUCCCGAGGCAGGAUUCCGCCGGGAGCGAAUGGUUCCCAGGGAUGAGCGCGGUGGCGGAGGCCGAGGCGACGGACGCGUGACCACAUCGCCUUCUUUUAGCCCUGGCCGCUCCAGGAUGGCUGCGUGGAUGUGGCACAAGUUUUCGAGCUGGUUCUGGAACCCUGAUGUGUGGCUGCCCCCGAACUACAACUGGGAAGACCUCGUGCCCAACGACAAGAUUCGCUAUGCUAACUGGAGUGAUCUGUGGACGUAUCCAAUUUUCAUGGCAUUUUUAGCAAUUGGCCUCCGGUUUUUGGUGCUCAAUAAGUUUGUCUAUCGACAUAUAGCUCAGGCAGUAGGCCUGAGAGAUGUAAAGCCUCGUCCUGUGGUGCCUAAUGAGACUCUAGAACAAUUAUUCCUUCGAAGCAAAAAGCAACCACCAGAAAAUGAAAUUUUUCAAUGUGCAAAACAAUUGCAGUGGACAGAACGCAAAGUAGAAAGAUGGUUACGGCAGAGGCAGGCCAUGACUCGUGUCAAUAAGUUCACCAAGUUUAUGGAGUGUGCCUGGCAAUGUACAUAUUAUACCUUCAUCUUUUUCUAUGGAUUAUAUGUGAUGUCAGAUAAGUCUUGGCUCUGGGAUAUCCGCAAUUGUUGGUAUGAAUACCCCAACCACAGUGUUGAUAUUGAUGUCUGGUGGUACUAUAUGAUAUCCCUCUCCUUCUAUUGGUCCAUGACCUUCACUCAUUUCUUUGAAGCCAAGCGCAAAGAUUUUUGGCAGAUGUUUAUCCAUCACAUGGUCACCAUUGCACUCAUCACUUUCUCUUGGACCUGCAACCUAACACGGAUUGGAACAUUAGUCCUCAUUGUCCAUGACUGUGCUGAUAUCCCCCUCCAGUUGGCAAAAAUGAGCAUCUAUUCAGGGCACAAGGCUUUCUGUGAUACAGUCUUUGCCAUCUUUGCUGUUUUGUGGAUCAUUACACGUGUUGGAAUAUACCCACUCUGGAUUGUAUACAGCACUGCCAUUGAAGCACCAACAAUUUUGCCCAUGUUCCCUGCCUAUUACAUAUUUAACUCUCUACUCAUUGCUCUUUUGUUGUUGCAUAUUUAUUGGACAUACUUGAUUUUACGCAUCAUAGCAACAACAAUUACCAAGGGCAAUAUUGAAGACAACCGAUCAUCCUCAGAUCCUUCAGAAGUGUCUGAAGACAAUGAAGAAGAGAAGAAGCAGAAUUAACAGUUGAGAUAAGAAAGGACAACUAAAGUGGGCCAUAAUCAAACCUGUCAGAUUAUGUAAGAUUACAUUUGAUUUGAAUCUCAUCCUUCAAAUAAGGCAUAAUUGUCAUAUAUGCAAAUAACAAGUUGAAAAAUUUAUAAUGAAGUUUAUAUUGAAAUACUGGUCACUAAUAUAUUUUAUGGAUAUGUUUUUACAUCUUUGUAGGAUUCUCAGUAGAAUGACAUUGAUAUCUAUCAAAAUAUUUUUAUUGAUGAUAGUCACAUGGCAAAUUUCACAUUAUGCUAUAUACAUAUGUCUGGAAGCAUCAUAUAAUACAAUUUAUAAAAAUGUGGUUGGUAUAGUCUCACUAUUUCCACUUUGGGUUGAAUAAUAUGGGUAUGUAGACAAGUAGGAAAAAAAUAGAAAGUAGAUACCUAAUUUAUUUAUGAAUACAUAUAGAUAUUUUUUGAAAAAGGAGGAUUAGCUGAGGUGGAUUAUGAAGGCACUUCAGUACUACAUAAGAAAAUUGAAUAUAUGUAAAUGUGUAUAUCUGAGGAAUCUCAUUCACCAAGCAAAGGAAAGUUCAAUUUGUAAUAUCUCAUUUGUAAAAGUGCCUUUCAUAAAUCACACAUUGAGAAAAUUAUAGGUAUAAUUCCCGGUUUCAUAAAUUGGGCUAAAAAUGUUUCUGAUAUAGCAGAUUACAAAUGUAUAACAUGAGGUUGCUGAAGGCUUCCUUUAAAAUGUUUGUCACAAAUUGUAUGAUAUAAAGUUGAUCAACUUGUUAUUCUUUCACAGUGCAUUGAAUGCAUUAGCAAAGAGAAGAAUGUUCAUUGAAUAAGAACUGGUUGAUAAAAGCAAUUAUAUUUUACUACUGUGAUGCAGCUGUUGGUUACAGUCAUCUGCUCUUUUUUUAUCUUCACAUAAGUUUAUUGAUAGAUGCAAUCAGAAGUCCUUUUUAAAAGACAUUUCACACAUGAACACAACUUUUGAAGAAAAGACACUUUUGAGAAGUUGCAGAUUUAUUCCUACAACAAAGAGAGAAGCUUAGGUAGUGUGAUAGUUGGAAGGAUUAAUUUGUCUGAGAAACCAGAAACUCCUGAUGAUUGCUAAGCAGUUUUUCAUGGAGUGAACUUGGGACCAGUGAACUUAGUGCAAUUGUUCUAAUCACAAAAAUAAACCCAGGUGAACUAGAGGGUAACGUUGCUGAUCUAGAAGAACAUUGCCCAAGUGAACCUCAAGCUACUA
This is a messenger RNA of Penaeus indicus, 2608 nucleotides long. Its product is annotated as ceramide synthase 6-like. NCBI's taxonomy places the organism in Eukaryota, Metazoa, Arthropoda, Malacostraca, Decapoda, Penaeidae. The record is from RefSeq and is a predicted model, not a curated record. The transcript has 2 exons. The coding region runs from base 200 to 1384 and encodes 394 amino acids. Gene Ontology annotation, cellular component: membrane. Gene Ontology annotation, molecular function: sphingosine N-acyltransferase activity. Gene Ontology annotation, biological process: ceramide biosynthetic process.